AUGGCAGGGCGCUGCUGUCUGGGGCUGGAGCUGUUCUGCUGGGUCCUGCUUGCUGCUCCUGUGGGUCCCCAGCCUGCCUCUGUCCCAGGUGCCCUAACCACUCUGACUCCACCACCUGAGAGUGAAGCCUCUAUGCUGUCGCUCAACCUGGGACUAAACUUUAAAUUCCAUCUUCGGGGACCUGCUGCUGUCUGGGGAAACCCUGUCACAGAGACCCAGGCUCUUUCUCCUGGUCCAGCCCAGGAGCCAGGAGAAGAGGUGGCCAGUGGGCUGAGGACUGAUCCCCUUUGGGAACUGCUGGUGGGUCCCCCUGGGAACUCUCCCCCAGAGUGGGGCUCUGCUGAAGGCAGCUCUACACCCUGGGCCUCCUCCCUGUCUCCUGAGUCCACAUCCCCCUUCUCUGGGCCCACCCACCAUCCAACUACUCCUUAUCAGCCCAGGAUGGCCACUGUGACCUGGGCCACUGCUCUGACCACGACAGCACCAUCAUCCAGUGUUCCUAGGCCCCACCAUAGCGAGCUAGAGCUGAAGUUUGAUGUGGCGUUGAGAGCAGGUGCAGCCCCGACCCUGGGGCAUCGAACACUGCCCCUCCUGCCCAGUCUGCGGGCCAGCCUGGCAGAGAUUGCAGGGCGCCUAGGACCCUUUGGGUUCUUUGGCACUACUGUGUCCCCACUCCGGAACUUCUCAGGCCUGAGCCCCCCAGGCAUAACAGCAUCCCCAAACUCUCCCUCCAGAGCAUCAGAUUCUCCAGGGUUCUUUGGCACCACUCUGUUCCAGUCCCUACCCUCUCUGGAGAGGGAGCUCUCAAGCUCAAGCCUGCUGGACCAGGCUGCUUUGCUCAGUGCUGCCUCAAUUAGGACAACACCAAUGCAACACGACCCAACCAUUCCCACCUCAGGCCCAGAUGACCCAUCUCCUGCCAGCCUUGGGAGCCCUUCAGUGCAUCCGGAGUGUGGGCCAGAGACUUGCAGCACGGACCUGGGUGGGCUGCCAGACCCGGAGGUGCAGCCUCCUGCUUCCCCGCGGCCCCUCUUUUUCCUGACCCUGGAAGCCGACUGGGCAGAAGCCCGGGCUCGCUGGGGGCUAGCCUGGGAGGCCCAUGUGUAUGGGGCAGGUGCACUAUUCGGCCUGGUGGCCUUGCUGGCCCUGCUGGCUCUGGCCCUUUUGCCCUGGAGGUGCCCGCCCGGCGCCCCCUGCCUGGCGCUUCUGGAUCUGCUGCUGCUCUCGGCCGGAACCACGCGUGCCUUCCCGCUCUUCUACGAUGCCUACGGGCACCGAGACCGGCUGCCGGCGCUGGCUUGGCUACUGCUGCAGGACCUUCCACUGCCCUGCCUGGCCGCUGGCCUGGGGCUAGCCUGCCUGCUGCUGGCCCGGCCGCGCCCACCGCGCUGCCCUGCCGGCCUGGCAGCACUGCUGCUCCUGGGGCUGGGGCUGGCUGCCGCCGCUGCCCUGGGGAGCGCGGCGCACCAUCCGCUGCGGCCCCUGCGGCUCGCUUCGCGCGGGCUGCACGCCUUCCUUGCCGCUCUCCUGUCGGGGCUCCUGCUGGCGCUCUCGUGCUUCAGGGGUCGGCGGCGGAGGGCCGGGGCGCCCCUGGGCGGGUCUGGCUUCAAGGGGUCAACCCCCGUCCCGCAGGGGCGCAGCCCUUUCGCCCCGCGGGAGUCCUGGAGGCGCGCGGCGCGCACAGCCCCGGUGGCAGGCACUUUCGGGCUGCUGAGCGGAGCUCUGCAGGGCUACGAGGUCCUCCACGCCCUGGGCUACGGCGGCCAACAUGGCUUGGAGGGGCCCUGGUCUUGGUGGGCUUUCCAGCUGGGCCUGCGCCUGGGUGAGGUGGGUGUCGCGCUCCCCUUAGCGCUGCUGGGCCUGUACCCCGCUCUCUGCAGCCCCCGCGUGCCGCCACGCUGCUGGGCCAAGAUCUUCCGUUUGUCCCCGGGCCACGCGGCCCCGCUACUGCCCGGAGGCUGGGUCACCGGGCUCCAGGACAAGGAGCCCCUCGGUAGCGCUAUCGCUCGCGGUGACGCGGAGCUGCUGCAGCUGUGCGCCCUAGCAGGACCCGGCCCGGAUCUGCUGCUUCAGGGCGGUGGCUGCCCGGGCUUCGGAGGCGUAGUGGACAACCCGGUUCAGUCCCCGGCCUCCUCCCCCGGCAGCGACUGCACUGUGGACUUCCGCCCUCCCUCUCCGAUCAACCUUCGGCGCAGCAUCGAGGAGGCACUCUGCAGCGAGGCGUUGCUGGCUCCAGGCCUCUUCCAGGGCCCGGCUUUUGGGGAAGCCCUGCCGGGGAUCGGCCUCUACCGCACCUCCUCGCUGGGGACCAAGACCAGGGCUGGGCUCAGUGGAAGGUCGGAGGAAGGCCCCAGCUCCCAGGCACCUCCGGAGCUCCCCUCUCCUGGGGCUUGGCCCGUGGGCAGUAGCGCCUCCUCUGGCUCCCUGUGUGGACUAUCUCGGGACAGCUCCUCCAUGCUCUUAUGUUCCAGCCCAGACAGGCCUCUGCGUUGUCCACUCGUUUGUGUCCUCAGUCCUCCACGACCCUCUGGAAGCAGUCUUAGCCUCCAGGCCUCAGGAUCAUAUCAGGCCCUGUCCCCACCCUCCCACGACUCCCCGGAGCCUGCUUCUGAGCUGCAGGUAGAGGAGGCCUUGCUGCAGGAGCAAUUCCUAGAUGCUUGUCGACAAAUUGACGAGCUGAGUGUGGGUAGCGACACCAUAGACCUCUGAUAAGGCGGGCACCUCACCGCCUUGCCAUCAUACACUCCUUUCUGGCACCUGCUCUGUCUGAGACCUGCACACUGUAACCCUCCCCCAAUCCUUCCUGGCUCAGAUACCUCUCUCCCCACUUUGUCCCCAUCCAGGGGCCCCUGGGUGGGUGGGUCAACAGCCAGGCUCUGUUGAUUGGGAGUUAGUGCCACCUUCUCUGGAGCCUUGGGCCCUGAUGCCCUCAGCUGCAAUUUUAGGCUGGCAGAGGUCCCACUUUCCUUGGCCUUCACCAGCAAUAAAGCUCCAAGGUGCUCCACUCUGAUGAGUGAGAGGGGCUGUCCUCAAGACCUGGGGCCCUGCCUUGGCCCCAUACUCAUCUCGGCCAUGCCCACCCCUGUGGUGUGUGAAACUCCCUGUCCUCUACGGGACCCUUCCCCACAGAAGGCUUCACAGCCCA
Molecule: messenger RNA, 3145 nt
Organism: Octodon degus (degu)
Lineage: Eukaryota; Metazoa; Chordata; Mammalia; Rodentia; Octodontidae
Gene: Prrt4
Product: proline rich transmembrane protein 4
Exons: 4
Coding region: 1-2709 (902 amino acids)
Source: RefSeq, a predicted model, not a curated record